Messenger RNA from Drechmeria coniospora, 597 nucleotides. RefSeq names its product pre-mRNA splicing factor. The transcript has 3 exons. Lineage: Eukaryota; Fungi; Ascomycota; Sordariomycetes; Hypocreales; Ophiocordycipitaceae. The record is from RefSeq and is a predicted model, not a curated record. The coding region runs from base 1 to 597 and encodes 198 amino acids.
AUGACGCGAAUCUCCGUCUACAUGCCCGUCCUCGUGGCCUUUGUCGCCGCGAUGAGUAUGAUUCUCGCCUCCAUCGCCACCCCCAACUGGGUAUCCUACUCCGUCACGACGCCCAAGGGCGACACGUUCGACAGACACAUUGGCCUGCACAAGAGCUGCUCCAGCAUCGACGACCCCCCCUGCCGCAGCUUCCCCUCGCCCGCGCUGUGCGAGGAUGGUGAGCGGUACCUCUGCUCCAUGUGGCGCACUAUCGGCUUCUUGGCUUCUCUGGCUGCCAUUCUCUGUCUCGCCAACCUCGUCACCUUUGGCGUCAUCAUUCGCGGGGGCAAGUACAAGCGCGAGACGGGCUGGCCGGUCAUCGGAGCCAUGCUGCUGCUUGUUUCCGUCGUCGAGUUUGCCGUCAUCUCCAUGGUGGCAUAUCUAUUCGAAAACGACGACCAGUUUACCAUUCCCGGCUGGAACCUCGACGUCUCCUGGUACCUCGGUACCGCGAGUGCCUCCAUCUGUCUGCUCGCCGCCGUCGCCUUGGCCUCAUCUGCAUACCUAUUACCGCCGGAACAAGGCUACGAGUUUUUGGGGGACUCCGUCAAUGCCUAG